AUGUCUAAACCACCGAAUGCAGCUGCUGGGACCGUCGUUGAUGCACGCGGCCAGCUACAGAAGAUGCUCUUUGUUGAGCCAGACUCAAGGGCGUAUCGCAGCGACUCCAAGCGCCAGUCGUCUAGAGCCGCCAGAACUUCACAUGCUUCUUCCAACGUACAAUCGAGAUUGGUCCAAUCCUCGCGUCGAUUGGCUAGAAUCGGCACCACAACGCAGCUGGAAGGGUUCGCUCCCAACGUCUCCCCUCGGCCACGUCAGUCGCCGACCUCGAGGGGAAAUAUUCGUCUGUUGGCAGCGUCGGGAACGAAUGAACCUUACGGUGAGCUCGCACGGUUACGCUCAGUCAUCAAGAGACUCGAAGACGGCCGCCUAAACCAUGCAUCGAUCAAUCGAUUUAUCCCACCGGAACGUAACUCUCUUGAGGUCCUCGAGCUACCUGAGAUCGACGGUGACAGCUCACCGGAAGAAGUGGAGAACAUGAUUACACACAUGAUCGACUACUUGUUGAAAUGGACCGAUGAGAAGCUUGUCGAAGGACCCGCAACCGUCUUCGAAGACAUCAGACUUAUAAACACCUGUCUGCAAAACAUCAUGGAUCUACCCGAAGAGGUAAUUUCUUCCUUCGUGGUCCGCAGUUCGCUCAAAACGUUCAGAAGACGAUACGAAACAUUCGUCAGCAUUUGGGCCCUAGCUAUUCAUCGCGCUCUUAUCGGCAAGCUCCUCCGUACCGAGUCUCAGGUGAAGGAGAAUCCCACAGCCUUGCUAGAACCAGCAUUUACUUCGCUUGUGUCAGAUAUUCGCACUGCAUCUUCGAGCUACCCCUUGCUGGUAUUCCUAGACACUGCUCAUGACAGCGUUCCGGUGCUCGUGUCUGAUGAUGCAGCAAAGGAUUUGUUGGACCGCUGCGCUCGUUUGCAUGAAGUGUUUCAGAACUCAACUUACACUUCCGAACAAAAACAGCUGUGGCUCCUGAUCUGGAGAGGCUUGAAGACUGCCUUCGCUGCUUUUGAGCAAGGAGGAGCUCCGACGUCUCCAACCAACAUAGAGCGCGAUCGCAAAUUCUUCGCGCUACCGGGAGUAUAUCGUGAAUUCAAACGCCUGAUCAGCUCACCGGAUGCGGCCAAUCCCAGAAGCAUUGAAGAUAUGGUUGGAAAAUACUGUCGAUACAUUUACGAGUGUCAGGUCGAUCCAGGCAACAAAUAUGAGUCCCUCCAGCGACCACGAGACGCGCCUCUGGAAAGACACACCAAAGAAGCGUUACGAGAAUUCAUUCAAACAGGCAAAUUUGAGACGAGCACCCUCUCCAAGAUCCAUUUUGCGGUGGCACGAUUCAACGAGAUUAGUGGUGGGCCGGUCAAAGUCAGAAGAUGGCAGCAUGAUGUCGGCUAUGGAGAAUGGGAAACCGUCGCGUUGAAUCUUCCCUCUCCGCCUUUGCCGCAGACCGCUGAGAGGCGAGCUAGCUACUCGAAUGUUCCCUCAAGUGCAAGAUCACGGUCAUCCUUUGUCGGCGUCGACAGCGGCGAAUCUUUUGGAGAUGUGGCUCAGAAACCACAUAAACGCUUGUUUCCGUAUCCCGAGGGAGUCAACAUGAAAAGCGCUUUUGACUACGUCUUCUACCCAUUUCCUGAGACGCGUGCUCAUGAAGUGGUCCAGCACGAGCAAAUUUCCAGAGAGAUGGGCCAACCAGGAAUGGUCUCAGAAGGUCCACGUGUCGAAUUUCUCAUCAAUCGACCUCCUCGUCAUGCUCGCGAUCCCGAUGAUCUUUCAGCACCGAACAGGACGCUCAGUCCGUUUGAAUGGAUUCGCGUGGCGAUACAGCGACUGUUUCCACAGAGACGACAUGUCCCCAAUGCCAAACAUCCCAAAAUCAACCCUCUUCCUUCGCGUCGUUCGCAAAAAAUUUCUGCACUAAAACCACCCCCUCUUCCCAUUGAUUCAAAAGCCAGAGUGCACAAGUCCACCUCUGCAGCAACUCCAAACCUCAAGCUUCGAGGUGGAGGACUCCCAUCGAGCCGCCCAGCAGCAUCAUCCUAUAGAAAACGUGCUUUCGAUCCGUUGGCCUAUCGACGGAUGAUGAUGGAGAUCUUCCGAAGGGAAAUCCAGAAUAAAUAUGGUCGCAGCGUACGUUUCGACGAAGACGAGAUGCUGCGGCUGUUGAAGCAAACAUCUUACGAUGUCGGGAUGGCAUUACAAUUGUACCCAAUAUCCACGAGAGACAAAAACAUUGGUUCAGCUGGAGAUACCGCCACUGCACCACGCCGAUACCUUCGUUCAGGGGGGAUUACCUCUAGUCAAGCUGCUAGACAGAUGAAUCAAUAUCAAAAACUCUUCGGACGGACCUCGGUCGAUAACAACGCAGAGAUAUAUGCAUACCGAAUGGAUAGUCCGGCUCAACCAAUCUCUGGCAUAUUUGAAGAUCUCCCACCUGGAGAAUAUGGUGGUGGUGAUGAUGAUGAUCAGAAUCACGGCCACCAGCAAGCUUUGCCGAGACAAGUGCUAGGUGAACUUCCAGUGGGUGAAGAAACUCACGAUGAUGGUGGGAGCGACAACACCACUCGCCACAGCUCCAAUCAAGAAAACCAUGUGCCUGGGCCUUGCCAGCCUUCUCAGUCUCCUCAGUCUCCUCAGUCUCCUCGCAACAACUCCAACCAGGAAAACCGUACGCCUAGGCCUCCUCCGCCUCCUCCGCCUUCUCAGACUCCACACGGGACUCCUACUCCUGAACCAGUUCAUUCACAAUGUCAUCCUUGCCCUACGUAUGAAGGCCAGUACCAUCAUGUGUGUAGAUGUACCCACAUUAUACGCUCCAGCGCGCCGUCGCCUAUCGAUAUUUAUGAGGAUGAGAAUCCAGUUGACGAACCAAAUCAGAGCUCGAAUCCCCCAUCAAACCGAGAAGGGCAACAUUCCGAAGCCAGCGACGCGGAUCAAGCUACGGACGACGACAACCCUUCCCCUCCUGGCAGCCACAGACGUCCAAAAAGAGAAGAGCCGCGACCCGACGAUGAUCGAUUUGUGCGUGAAGUGUUUGCCAAAGGAUUUGAAAGCAAAUUCCGAGAUCUUGGUACUGGAGUCCAUGAGGUUGCGACUGACAUGCAUGCGCUACCGCCCAACUGGAUCACUGACACCGCGUCUCGGAAGCGCCUGGGUAGCAAAAUCGAUGAUCUGGCCAAGGAAAUCAUGAAAUUAAGGAACCAGUACCUGGACUUGCUGGAGAAGGGUGCCCCGAUGCCUUUCAUGGAAGCAGUAACGCGAGCUGACAGACGGCUGCCAAACCCCGACGUACCUGCCACCAUCAAGCGCUGCAACAGAGCGGCGGCCGAUGUGAAACAGCAAUAUGAACGACUAUAUCGGUUCUUUGAAGAGAAGCAUCCUCGACCAAAUCUUGGCUUUCGUCACCAAUUCAACCGGGUCAUUCGAGCAGUGAGCGAGCUGCGACUUCUUUUUCUGGAGUACGACGGCACAGGGACUGAUAGAAACAUGGCAGGUCGUCAAGAUCAGCAGGGCCAAGGAAGUGGAACGAGGGGCCAGGAAGACAAUCAAGAAGAGCACAGCGACGACACGCACUCGGACUCCGAGGACACCCUUUCCUCGGGCGAAAGACAGCGGCUGGCCGGAAAUCGACCUCCUCCAAAACGCUACGCGAUUGUCCCGACUCGUGCGGAUUAUGAGCUGAUGUUUGUGGACGAACUGGCGCGCGAGCUCCGAAAUCGCGGGUUCCCGGACCUGAACCAAGUUCUGGGGAGGAGGUACAACAAGGACGACCUGAUCAACAAACUCAUGGCGCUCGACAGAGAAGGCAACCAACUUGGGCACGGCGCCGACGAAGGGUAUCGCCAUAUUACUGGGGAUCUAACGUCUCGGUGUCGGCCACGAGGGUGGGACUUGGAGGACGCGCUCAAGGUGUACUAUUUGAACCAGCGGAAUACGCGGGUCUUGGCACAGAGAGCGAGGCAAGAGGCGAGGCGACAAGCAAGAAUUGCCCGAGGGGUGCAGUCCCCAGCGCCAGUGAUGCCGCGAGCGCAACCGAAUCCAUUGCCGUUAGCCGUUCCCCGUCCGACCACUCAUGUUGCCAGUCCGAAGAUCUUGUAUCAAAACUCGGAGGAUUCAGAUACGCCGAGUAAGGACCUCCGUCGGAAAUAAUAGUACGCAGAGCAGUUGGAGGAAAGGGGGCCACUUCCAUCCGGUGUGCGAGAAGUGGUGUGGUGGGAAACUGUUGAGGAGUGUUUAGAUGGAUCGUGUCGGGGUUCGUAGGCCUAACCAAUGUGGUGUGGGAAUGCGAUAUGGUAG
Molecule: messenger RNA, 4287 nt
Organism: Cladophialophora immunda
Lineage: Eukaryota; Fungi; Ascomycota; Eurotiomycetes; Chaetothyriales; Herpotrichiellaceae
Exons: 2
Coding region: 1-4140 (1379 amino acids)
Source: RefSeq, a predicted model, not a curated record